AUGGUCCCAUCAACAUCUUAUGACGAAGCGGAAAUAUCGCCACAGCAUAAUUCAACUGCGUCUCAAUCAGAUAAUGAAUCGUCAAAUUCUGCAAAUCAUGGCUCAAGUCCAGAAGAGACUUUCAAUGAUGAGAAUGCUCUGCCUGCUGCUUUAGAACGUCUUCAUAUUGAAAGUAAGGAAAAAAGAAAUAAAGAGAAGCGAAAAUAUAUGGAUGAAGAUUAUUUAAAGGAGCAAUCUUCAAGGAAACUUUGCAAAAGCUCUUCGAAAUUGUUUAAUUCCACGGACUGCAUUAGCUCCUCCUCAAGUAAUUACCUAGAAAAAUUUUUUUAA
Messenger RNA from Meloidogyne enterolobii, 330 nucleotides. Lineage: Eukaryota; Metazoa; Nematoda; Chromadorea; Rhabditida; Meloidogynidae. The record is from the annotation of a GenBank genome assembly.